Messenger RNA from Ipomoea nil (Japanese morning glory), 2245 nucleotides. RefSeq lists its product as uncharacterized. NCBI's taxonomy places the organism in Eukaryota, Viridiplantae, Streptophyta, Magnoliopsida, Solanales, Convolvulaceae. The record is from RefSeq and is a predicted model, not a curated record. The transcript has 4 exons. Gene Ontology annotation, biological process: protein folding in endoplasmic reticulum. The coding region runs from base 288 to 2114 and encodes 608 amino acids. Gene Ontology annotation, cellular component: membrane; cytoplasm.
AGAUGAUUUUGUAUUAUUUAUUUUCCCGUAAAUUAAAAGACGUCAGACACAAAUGGUAAAGGUUCGUUGUUCCCGGUGAGCGCUUCCUGAGGAUCGCACCACACUCUCCACAAAGCCCACGAAAUUUCUCCCAACAAAUUCGGGAACAAUAAAAGACACAAAAAAAAAUUUCCCAGUUUCCUAGAUGUUUUGAUCUCUCACCUGCGUAGGAAAACAAUCCAAACCUCAGUCUUUUGUUGUGUUCUUGAUGAUGAGCCAGUGAGAGACAGGGAGAGAGAGAGAGAGAGAUGAGGAAGCUGUCUCGCAACGUUGAAUGUGUGAAGAACACCCUUCACAACCGCAAGGACAAGAAGAAUGGGGAGAGCUUUUGUGAGCUGUCUCUGCCCUUGUUCUUUUCCUUCUGGUGUCUUCUUUUCUUGCUUUAUUCUGCUUUCGGCUUAACUCGGGGCAAUCACCAUGGUGACUUGCAGGCCUAUAAUGAGAGUGGAUGCAAUUCUGUUGUUUCUGAAACAAAUUUUUCCAAUUUCCUUUUCCCAUUAGAGAAAGGGGGGCGGAAGAAUUGUAAAAACGAAUUGCAUUUAGACAUGAAUGUGACCGUGAUUCUUAAAGAAUCUGCUCCGGGUAAUUCGAGUGGUGAGUACUCACUUCAGGGAAUGAGUGGAGUGGAAGAUGUUAUCUCGAGUGUUUUGGGUUACACCGCGCUAAUGUGCCAAAUCCAACCACUCGGACCGCUCGAUAGGAACAAAACGGAGAAGCCUCUGAACAGUAGGAGUCAGUUAACGUAUCCUAAUCUCGAUGAGUUGAGAAACAUUACGAAGCAAGCAAAGGGGUGGGAUGCCCCGAGCCCUCUUGGCAACAUCACCCAUCGGCUCGAGCCCGAUGGAACGCCGUACAAUUAUGCCUCGGCCGCCAAGGGUGCUAAAGUGGUGGCGCAUAAUAAGGAAGCAAAGGGAGCGAACAAUAUCUUGGGGAAGGACCACGAUAAAUAUCUCCGGAACCCUUGUUCCGUAAGUUGGAAAUAUGUUGUCAUCGAGCUCGCUCACGAAACUUUGAUCGAUGUCAUAAAAAUAGCCAACUUUGAGCACUAUUCCUCCAAUUUCAAAGAAUUCGAGUUGUUGGGUAGUUUAGUGUACCCGAGUGAGGCAUGGGAACCGUUAGGGACGUUUGUCGCCGAAAAUGUUAAGCAUUUGCAAUGCUUUAAGCUGCCUCAACCGAAAUGGGUUAGAUACUUGAGGUUGAAUUUACUUAGCCAUUACGGUUCGGAAUUUUAUUGCACGUUGAGCGUCGUGGAGGUGUACGGUGUAGAUGCAAUCGAACAAAUGCUAGAGGAUCUUAUUGUCACUUCCGGAGAACCUUCCACGAAUAAAUUGCAAGAUCCGAAUUCAACUGCGUUACCUUCUAUAAUACCAGAAGCGGGUUCCACCAACCGAAAACGGGAAGACGAUGCUCGUUCCGUGAUUGAAUCCGUCAAUGAGGGAGCCGAGAAUGCUGAUGAAGGGAAAAAGGUUAAAGUUGACGGGUUAAAGAAGACAUCGACUGCAAACACCAUUCCCGAUCCCGUGAAAGUUAGGCAAUCGCCAAAUAGCAGAAUUCACGGGGAUGCUGUCCUUAAGAUAUUGCUGCAGAAGGUGAGAUCACUCGAGCUCAACUUAUCUGUGCUGGAGGAGUAUAUAAAAGAACUGAACCGAAGGCAAGGAGAAUUUCUGCCCGAGCUAGACAAAGAGAUGUCUCAGCUUUCAGUGCUACUUGAGAAGAACAAAUUGGAGAUCAAGACUCUCUUGGAAUGGAAAGAGAUCAUGGAAAAAGGAGUUACCGACUUUGAGACAUGGAAAGCCUCCGUUUCGACUCAACUGGAAUUAUUGAUCAAGGAAAACGGCAUGCUGAGAUCGGAUAUAGAAAAAGUCGUGAGCGAUCAAGCGAGCUUGGAAAAGAAAGAGCUCGCCGUGCUUGCAGUGAGCUUCUCUUUUGCCUGCAUUGCUCUUUUUAAGUUAGUUUCGGAGAUGGUGUUGACGUUGUUCGGGUCCCCAAUGUCGGACAACGUUUUAAGGACGAGCCGAGGUUGGAUUUUGAUACUUGUUAGCAGCAGUAUGACUAUAUUCAUAACACUGCUUUAGAGGUAGAUUGAGACCAUAGAUUUAGGAAACACUUGACCUUGUAAACAGCUGAACCUUAGCAUUAGAUUUAGGAUUCAUUAUUAUAAUGUACUUCAUUCAUGCUUUUGAGGUCAGAAAGCUUUUGAGUUUUU